AUGAGUAAAAAAAAACGAGCGAAUCAACAAAAGAGGAAAAAAAAAACAGAGAAAAAGAAAAAUGUAAAGUUACAGAAUGAAAAAAAUUACAACAAUGUAGAAUCCGAAAGAGGAGGAAUUACCUAUUCAUUGAUAAAUGAUUAUCAUGACACGAACUUUAAAAAAAAUUUUUAUAUAAAAAGCAUAAGAACAGAUGGUAACUGCUUAUUUAGGGCUGUGUCAGAUCAAUUAUAUAAUCAUGAAGAGAAUUACAAAGAGAUAAGAAAAAAAGUGGUGGAACAUUUAUUGAAAAAUGAAGAACUGUAUAAGAAUUUUAUUGAGUAUGAUGAAAGUUAUAAAUCGUAUAUAGAAAGAAUAAGUUUAGAUGGGACGUGGGGAGGACAAUUAGAACUUCAAGCCGUAGGAGAAAUUUACAAAGUUAAUAUUUUAAUAUAUCAAGAGAAUGGUUGUAUACUUGAAAUUAAAAAUCACAGCGAUGAUAAUAAAUGUAUACAAUUACAUUAUGCUUCUAGUGAACAUUAUAACAGCGUGAGGUUUAAAAAUAGGGCCCUAGAUAACGAAUUAAAAUCGAUACUAGACCUAAGAGAAAUACUAAAUAAUAAAGAAGAUAAUGAUUCCACCAAAACCUUUUACGAAACUACAGAAAACGAACUGACGGAUGAAAAUGAAAGUGCUCAAUCUAAUAACAUAAAAUUUAUUAAUAAAAAAUGUGAUGAGAAUCAUAGGGAAUAUUAUUAUAACAAGUUGUUAAAGGAAGAAGAUAAUUGCUAUGAUUAUAUUGAAAGGAAAAAAAAUGGAAAUAAUAUUUUUUGUUUUAGUGAUUAUGAAGAUGAUAAUAAUUUAACAUCUUAUAAUGUUCUACAGAAAAUUCAUAACAAUAUUAAAAUUAAUCGGAAGCAUGGUCGAAGUAAAAGUAUGCCAAAUAUUAAUGAUAAGUUUUUAUAUUUUUUUUCGAAGAAUAAUCGAAAUGAUAAGGUAGAAAGCGAUAGCACGAUAGAUAACAUGAAUAAAAAGAAAAGUAUAGAAAAAAAGAAGACUAAAAAAAAUGUAAAAAGGAAAAUUAAUUUUGUUCGAUAUAAGUCAUCAGGAGGAAUGUAUUAUUAUACACAAUAUGACAAUAAUAAUAAUGAUAAUAAUAAUAAUAAUAAUAAUAAUAAUAAUAAUAAUAAUAAUAAUAAUAAUAACAAAAAUGAGGAUAUCUUAAGAAGUGAUGAUAAUAAUGAUAAUUCUAGUAGUAGUGACAGCUUAUGUCUGGAUAACGUUUUUUCUAUGUAUCUUUUUAAUAAUUAUGUAGAUAGAAGUAAAACACCAAUCGUCAGAUUUUAUUUUGAUAAGUUAUUUUAUAAAUAUUUGUGUUUAUCAAGUGUUAUGCAUAUAGAUCAUAUUAAUAAUAAAUGUGAUAGUAAUAAAUAUUAUGAUAAUAUAGGCCAUACUAAUAGUCUUAAUAAUAAUAAUAAUAAUAAUAUUAAUUUUAGUGAGAAUUACAAUUUAUGGAAUUUGAACUACCCUCCAAAUCAUCCAUUUAACAAAAAUAAUAAUUUCUUAGAUGAAAGUAAUUUAUCCAAAAUAGGUUAUAUAUCACAUUAUGAAGUGAAACAUAAUUUUAUUAAAUAUAAGAAAAAGGAUGAUGAAGAUUUUACAAAUUUUUAUAGUGAAAAAAUUUUAUAUAACACUGAAAAUGGUUGCCAAGAUAUAUUAUAUAAGAACUCAUAUAUUGAUGAUAAUUCUAUAAGUCCUAAUGAUAUAAAAAAUAAAAAAAGUUUUAAUAACAAUUAUUUAUAUGAUGAUUCACAUGUUAUAAAUCAUUCAGAUAUUAAUCAUAGUUAUUAUAAAAGCGGGAACCCAUUUUAUUCUUUAUAUAUGAAAGGAGAUGCCUCACAAGAUGUGAACAAUAAAAUAAAUACAUUCAAAAAUAAUGAUAAUAUAAAUGGUAAUCAAAUUAAUGUUUAUAAUAUGAGUGUCAAUAAUAAUAUUGACACUCACCAGAGCACUUGUAAAAACAACACUGUUUAUAUAGAAAAAGACAUAAAAUGUGUAAACAAUUUAUUUAAUAAUAAAAAGGAGAAACAUUUUAAUUAUUAUCCAUACGGUGACAGGAUUUUUAAUAUUAUUAUUGAUGAAUAUGUUAUAAGCAUGGAAAGCGAUUUGUUAUGUUGUUAUAUAGGUAAUAAAUAUAACAAUAUAUUGAUAAGAUCAAAAAGUAAUCCAAACGGAAAGAGUGAAUAUAACAUUGAUGAGAAUAUAUAUUCGACAUAUGCUACACAUAUUAUUGAAAAUAAUAAUAGGAACAAUGAAGAGGGAUCAAACAAUGAUAUAAAUACUUCAAAUGUAAAUAUCGAAAAUAAUAAUAUUGGUGAUUCUCAUCAAGAUAAUCAUAGUAGAAAUACAACAAGUACAAAUAUAACAAAAGAUCAACAAACAAUUUUACAUUUAAAUUCAAGAGAUUUAUCUAUGAAAAAAAAAUAUCAACAUAAAAAAUUUAUUAAUAUGUUUUCUAAAGAUUUUUAUUCAAAAGGAUUAUUCCAAUAUUUAAAUGCUGAUUUUAUUUUGAAUGAUGAUAAAAUAAAAUACAUUAUACCAUUUUUUUCAAAUCAUAACAAAAUUAAUAUAUUUAAAAAAAACAUUGAUAGUAAUGAUAUGUAUUUAUAUAAUUAUCUAAUGUUCUAUUUUUAUUUAAAUAAAGACAAAAUAUUAAAUAAAUGGAAGUGCUCAAAAAAUUUAUAUGAAGAAUUCCUAAUAAAAGAAAAACAUAAAUAUUAUAAAUUUAUUAAGGGAAAAAAAUAUACAUCCUCUAUUAAAAGUAGGGAUGACCAAGGAGUUAAAAUUAUAUCUAUAUGA
Molecule: messenger RNA, 2838 nt
Organism: Plasmodium falciparum 3D7
Lineage: Eukaryota; Apicomplexa; Aconoidasida; Haemosporida; Plasmodiidae
Gene: OTU
Product: OTU domain-containing protein
Exons: 8
Coding region: 1-2838 (945 amino acids)
Source: RefSeq, a predicted model, not a curated record